This is a messenger RNA of Cervus elaphus (red deer), 5346 nucleotides long. It is a transcript of the gene SPOCK2, whose product is annotated as SPARC (osteonectin), cwcv and kazal like domains proteoglycan 2. The record is from RefSeq and is a predicted model, not a curated record. NCBI's taxonomy places the organism in Eukaryota, Metazoa, Chordata, Mammalia, Artiodactyla, Cervidae. Bases 472 to 1746 code for a protein of 424 amino acids. The transcript is spliced from 11 exons. Gene Ontology annotation, molecular function: protein binding; calcium ion binding.
ACAUCUUGAGAUUUGGAUUCCUUGGUUUGCAACUGCCUAAGUGCUGGGAUGGGAUGGGCUGGGCUGGGCUCUGCGGCGGCUGACUGGCAUUUGGCGCUCCGAUUAAGCGCCUCCCUUUGAAAUCUACGCCCUCUUUUUUUUUUUUUUUUAAACCAGGUAUGAUGAUGUCAAACGUGAUGCUGAUGCUACAGUUACAGACACGGCCCCUGCUGGCGCAGCCUCUCUGAUUCUCUCUUCCUCUCCACGUCCAGCGCUGGGUGGUUUUUUUUUUUUUUUUCAGACAAGUGCAUCUCCUAACCAGGUCACAUUUCAGCAGCGACCCACUAUCCGUCUGUCAUCGGAGUCAGACCGCAGGAGGAAGGCUGAGGAAGACGAGGACAUUUGCCUCGCCAGCUGCGGGGUGGGUAGAAGGACAUUAAAAUACUGCAGAAGUCAAGACUCCCCCACCCUCCAGGUUGAAUUCAGACCACGAUGUGCGCUCGGGGCUGCGGGCGGCUGGCGCUGCCGCUGCUGCUGCUCUCGGCAGCUGCCCUGGCCGAAGGCGACGCCAAAGGGCUCAAGGAGGGCGAGACCCCCGGCAAUUUCAUGGAGGACGAGCAAUGGCUGUCGUCCAUCUCGCAGUACAGCGGCAAGAUCAAGCACUGGAACCGCUUCCGAGAUGAGGUGGAGGAUGACUACAUCAAGAGCUGGGAGGACAAUCAGCAAGGAGAUGAAGCCCUGGAUACCACCAAGGACCCCUGCCAGAAGGUGAAGUGCAGCCGUCAUAAAGUGUGCAUUGCCCAGGGCUAUCAGCGGGCCAUGUGCAUCAGCCGCAAGAAGCUGGAGCAUAGGAUCAAGCAGCCUGCCGUGAAACUCCAUGGAAACAAAGACACCGUUUGUAAGCCCUGUCACAUGGCCCACCUUGCCUCUGUCUGCGGCUCUGAUGGCCACACUUACAGCUCAGUGUGUAAGCUGGAGCAGCAGGCGUGCCUGAGCAGCAAGCAGCUGAUGGUGAGAUGCGAGGGCCCCUGCCCCUGCCCCACAGAACAGGCCGCCACCUCUGCCUCUGACAGCAAACCAGAGGCGUGCACCGGUCAGGACCUGGCUGACCUGGGGGAUCGGCUGCGGGACUGGUUCCAGCUCCUUCAUGAGAACUCCAAGCAGAAUGGCUCAGCCAGCAGUGGAGCCAGCCCGGCCAGUGGGCUGGACAAGAGUCUGGGGGCCAGCUGCAAGGACUCCAUCGGCUGGAUGUUCUCCAAGCUGGACACCAGUGCCGACCUCUUCCUGGACCAGACCGAGCUGGCUGCCAUCAAUCUGGACAAGUACGAAGUCUGCAUCCGCCCUUUCUUCAACUCCUGCGACACCUACAAGGAUGGCCGGGUUUCCACCGCAGAGUGGUGCUUCUGCUUCUGGAGGGAGAAGCCUCCCUGCCUGGCAGAGCUGGAGCGCAUCCAGAUCCAGGAGGCUGCCAAGAAGAAGCCAGGGAUCUUCAUCCCAAGCUGUGACGAGGAUGGUUACUACCGGAAGAUGCAGUGUGACCAGAGCGGCGGAGACUGCUGGUGUGUGGACCAGCUGGGCCUGGAGCUGACUGGCACCCGCACACACGGGAGCCCCGACUGCGACGACAUCGUGGGCUUCUCAGGGGACUUCGGGAGCGGUGUCGGCUGGGAGGAUGAGGAGGAGAAGGAGACAGAGGAAGCAGGAGAGGAGACAGAGGAGGAGGAGGGCGAGGCGGGCGAGGCGGAUGAUGGCGGCUACAUCUGGUAGACGGCCCGCGGGGAGCCGGGGCAGGCCAGGGUGCUGACGGCCGGCGGGACACGGCAGCAGAGACCUGGACAGAAGCAGGCAGAUUACAAAUGGAUCCAGAAAUACAGUCAAAAGGACCCUGACUCCAAUGGGGAGGACCGGACGUGUGAAUGUGCAUGGCACUUGUGUGGGUGUAUGGCCAGGAUGUAUGACUGUGUAUGCGUGUGUGUGUGUGUGUGUGUGUGUGUGUGUGUGUGUGUGUGGCAUGCACUGACAAAUGUGUCCUUGGUCCACACUGCUACUGGCAGAGGGUCACCCAAAGGCCCCUAAGGCCCCUGUAGUUGUUUUCUUCCAUUUGUUAGUUUUGAAAUAUGCACAUUCACACAUACACACACCCUGCAAGGUGAAAAUUGAUUCAAAAUGGAUUCUGUGCCCUUUGCCAGCCCCCCAGCCCCAUCCAAGCUGCCCUGUCACCCUGGGGUUCCUGGUCCUGGCUUUCUGUCCUUGCCUCAAUCAGCCCUGCAUCUCCUGCCCCUGCCCGUCCCCCCUCCCUUCUGGAGUCAGGCCCUGGCCUGGUGGGAUGAGUCCUCGCUGCAGAGGGGAGGGAGGGCAGGGAGCUGUCUGCUGGCCAGUUUGACUCUGACAUUCCCCCUCCUCAGACUCAGAUGAGGUGAGUCGGGCACCCACCUUAGGGAGCCCUUUCCCUCUUCUGGACUCUCCUCCUAACCCAGGCCAGGCUGAGAAGAACCUGGGGGCAGAAGCUGAGAGGUAGGGGAGGAGAAGGCCUUGCCAGGCUGCUGGGAUGGUGAGGGGGGCCCAUGUGCGGGAGGGGAGGGGCCAGCGGGAGCUAGCUGCCUUUGCAGAUCCAGGCAGAGCCCUUAGGAGUAGAGACAGGGCCGCCUGGAAUGCCCUUUCCUGCAGCUCUCACAUGGGGGCCUGGUCUGUGCUGUUCUGUGGAGGCAGUGGGUGGUAGUUAUGCAGCUGGGCUCCCCCUGUCCCUGUAGGGGGGGCAAACCCUCCCCAUCUCCCUGGUUGGGGUCCCCACUCCAGGAACCUGAAGAUCAGGCAGCAGAUAAAGGGCCUGGGUCUUGCUAAUGGGUGUGCCACCUCCUCCCUGACCCAUAAAUGCUUCCCUCCCAUCCACACUGACAAAAGGCAUUGUCCCUGACAUCCUGUGACGGAGGGGACAGCUGCAGCCUUCUGCCCUCAGAGACCACAACAUUUCCCCGUCUCUCCUCCGAGAGAGGCACCCCUGGGCCAUUUCCAGCCCCAGUCCUCUCAGCUCCUCCGCUUCCCCCCCUCCCCUCUGAGGGAUCCUAGGGCUGCUGUAGUGGAGGGCCUCUCAAGCUCUGAGGUGUUUAGGGUUGUGAAAAGUCAGAGGGGACGGGUCUGGGGUAGCCAGAUCUGAGGCCCUGUCUCAGUGCUUCCCCAAAUCUUCUUACCAGGUGGGAGCCAGGGUGGAUGAGCAGGUACCCCAUGGUUUGUUUUUUUUUCCCUACUCUGUCCGGUUCUCCCUGUUGAUACAAAUUUCCUAACACUUUGGUAAAGAAUUUCUUUCCUGGGUUUGGGCCUCUGAUGCCCUUUGGUGUAUGGCGAGUGCUGUGUGUGUGUGAGUGUGUGUGUGUGAGUGUGUGUGAGUGUGUGUGUGUGUGUGAGUGUGUGCGUGAGCCAAGGGACCAUCCCUGGGGGCCUGGCGUGUGAGGAGGAGCACCCUGUGUGCUGGGUGGUGGCAGGUGUGGGGUCCAUGUGGUGAGGUUCCCUGGGCAAGCCUCCCAGCCUGGCUCCCUGGCUUCUUUAGUUCCACCCUGGGAUUCACAUCUUCCAGGUCCUCCCUUAAGGGGAAAUAACGAAACUCCAGUUAGCCCCAUGAACCGCUUCUCAUUCUCCAGCACAGUUCUGGUCGUUAAGGUGUCCCGCGCUGCUCCAGAUCCCCCUUGCCCAUCUCCCGCUCCCCCCUUCCCAGCCUCCCAGCCCACCCUCUGGUCCCCUGCUCGGUUCAGGGAAAUACGUCAGCGCAGCCCCUCUCAGAGCUACUUGAAACUUCGUGCUCUCACUAGGAUUGGAGUCUGUCUCUUUCCUCCCUCUGCCCUGGCUCAGACUUCUGGAACCAUCUCCUGGGCGCAGCUGUUGAGGAUGCUGGGGCAGCCUGGGGUGGGUGAGGGGCGCCCCUCUCCUCUCACAGUGGCCCUCCCCUCCUGGGGGCACGCAUCCUCUCUGUGUCUCUGGGUCUUCCGGCUGUGCACAUUUUUAUGACCUUGUAAAUAUGUUGUAGAAAGAAAGCAAAAGACGCUGAACUAGACCCUGGUGGGACUCAGAGGUCCAGCCUUGCCCUGUCUGAAGCCCCUACGCUGCUUUACCCCACUUUCUGGGACCGAGGCCCCCCCCAAAGUUAGACCAAGCAGCUUGAGCCCAGUGGGCUAAAGGCCUCAGGUGACUUCCUGUCGGACGAGGUGCAGGUUUCCUUGUGAGCAAGGUUGCAGGGGUGUCCUUCCUCACUCCUUGGAUGUGUGCCCUUGACCAAGCUGUCUGCCACCCAGCCUCUUCUGCAUCCCUCUCUCUGUGUCCUCUCUCUGUCCUGUCCCCCCUCCCCUGGCUUAGGCAGGCAGUGGAAUUUGAGCUGUGUUGAAAAGAGCUCGACCAGAUUUUCAAAGAAAUUUCUGGCCUGACUCUGGAGCUGCCCUUGGCCACCCCAGUCUCCUUUCCCCUGGGCACUGGGAGAGACAGUCACGUCUAAAUGGGACAGGUUGGAGUCAGAACAAACAAAUGUGCCUUGAGAGACCACUCAGAGAGGGUUCAGGGCGAUGGGGAAGGAGGUGUGGGAGCUCAGGAAGGAGGAGGAGGGAAGCACAGCCAAUGAGAGGGUGAGGGGGCGUGACUGCACCCCAUUAUCCCCCUGGGGCUGUGACCACAUGUGGCCAGUGGUCACACUUCCAUCCUCAUGCCACCCCACCUGGGCAGGCCACCACUCACCUCUCAUGAGCUCCAUGUGCUUUCAGCUUCACCAGAGUGGGUGGGGGUCCAUGGGGAUCAACCUGGGGACCCUCCAUUUCACCAAAGCCUCACCCUCAGCCCUUGGGGAGAAUGAAUGGCUAAUCCACUGUCCCCCGGCUUCAUCAUGAGGCUGUGGACUGGCAGGGGUCAAAGGGAAGAGACACUGGGGGUGCAAAAGGAGACUGGAGACAUCCAAGGAAGUCCCAAGCAGAGCAAAUUGCUUUAUAGCCUGAAGCCUACUUAAACUGUGUUAUGUGCAAUAACUGAGCUUAGAGUUAAGAAUUGUGUUCAAGUGCUUGGAUUUCCGUCUGUAUAUUUAAGUGCUGAAACUGUAUCUCUCAGUAAUUUUAGAUGUCUUAAAAAAAAAAUCGAAAAACAAAGUGUUAGACCGUGUCUGUGCAUUGAUGGGCACUCAAGCGUCCCGUGGGUCACCCACCCUCUCCCUCUCCCCAGUGCCCCCCCUCCCUUUCACACACCCCCUCCCCCCCACCUCAACUUGGGGACCCUGCCUCGUGUUGUCUUUAUCUGCCUAUUAACUCAGCCUAAGAAAGCAAGUACACUUCACACAUGCAUAAAGGAAAUCAAAUGUUAUUUUUAAGAAAACUGAAAAUAAAAACUUUAUAAACACCA